AUGCAGCAUGAAACCUAUUCUGAUUGGCCUCACCGGCCGCGCUCGCUCUGGCAAGGACCCACUGCCGCCGAACACUUGGCGCGCACUUACCUGCUGGAGCAAUACGCCUUCGCCGACCCGCUUCGUGAUGGACUGAUGGCGAUCUUCAACCUCGAUCCGACCGACUUUGAGGGCGACCGCAAAGAGCAGUCGCUCGGCUGGCUGGACCGCUCGCCGCGCCAACUUAUGCAGUCGAUGGGCACCGAGUGGGCACGCAACACCGUGCACCCGGAUGUGUGGGUGAAGCUCGCGGAGCAGAACCUCGACUAUAUGAGUAAUGCACUGGGUGCCGUUCUCGGAUUCGUUGUCAGCGACGUACGCUUCGAAAACGAAGCAGAACUGAUCCGCCGCAGGGGCGGGACGGUCAUCCAUAUCAUCCGGCCCAAUGCCCUCACGGUGAACCCACACAUCAGCGAGGCCGGUAUCGCGGCUAAUCCCGCCGAUUUGACGCUGCCCAACUAUGGCACGGUCGAGGCCUUCCUACGCUCGCUGGACGAGGUGUUCCUGACUAUUCGCCGCCUGCAGCAACAGUCCGAACAUAUCUCUGCC
Messenger RNA from Mesorhabditis spiculigera, 588 nucleotides. The record is from the annotation of a GenBank genome assembly. Lineage: Eukaryota; Metazoa; Nematoda; Chromadorea; Rhabditida; Rhabditidae.